UUAAAGCAAGAGCCAAAUUCUAAACUUGACCCUAAAAAUUUGAGACAAUGGGUUGUUGCCUUUUGUGCGAUUAGGUUUGAUCUUGAACAAGGUCAGGUUAUUGAGGAAUGUUAUCCACCUGGUUGCUUCAGUCAAGAUGAGGAACUAGAAAUUGCUUUUAGUUCUUUCCCUGAUUCUGUUUCUCAACAUCAAAAUCGUUCAAGUAUCCAUGAUUGUAUAUUCUUCUUUCGUUUUCGAAGACGAGAAAAUGUUCUAGUUGGUAAUAUCUCUUCUUCUGAGUCAGUUGAGGGAGGAGGAGGAGAAGAGAAAGAUGAUAUAACACAGAGAAAAUCAAGCAGUACACGUAAAAACACAGGUUCAAAAUAUCUGUAUGGUUAUGUAUUUAAUAGGCAGAGACAUGAUGAGAGAUUAAAGCGAGGUGGGGAACAGAAAUCUGUUGUAAUCUUAUCGCACAGUCCUUACUCAAGUGUGUUCAGGCCGGUCUUACAAAUCUUGGGUCCCUUAUUUUUUGACAUUGGUAAGAAAGCUCUAGAACAUAUGGCUUCUUAUGUUUCAAUGUGGCCUGCUCCGAUACUUGGCAAACUAAUGGAGCUUCCCAUAGGCAAUGCUUCAUUGAAAGUGAACCUUCCGCCUGCUCAUAGCUUGCAGUUGGAAAAUGGGUUCUUUUCCGAUGAGUCUGCCUCCUCAAUGGCUCCAUUUCUUCCUACAAAUCAGUCAGUUCCGCAGGGUUUGUUUCAUGAUGCAGAUAUUUUUGGUACAUUUAGGGGAAUUCUGUUGCAGCUCUGGGUCCUUUGGGAGCUUCUGAUUAUUGGAGAACCCAUUCUUAUAAUAGCACCGACCCCGCCCCAGUGUUGUGAAGCAGUUGCAGGUCUUGUUAGUGUAGUUGCUCCACUUUUAUGUAGUGUUGAUUUUCGACCUUAU
Molecule: messenger RNA, 921 nt
Organism: Papaver somniferum (opium poppy)
Lineage: Eukaryota; Viridiplantae; Streptophyta; Magnoliopsida; Ranunculales; Papaveraceae
Product: protein DENND6 homolog
Exons: 2
Cellular component (GO): recycling endosome
Molecular function (GO): guanyl-nucleotide exchange factor activity
Source: RefSeq, a predicted model, not a curated record